AUGGCAUCACCCUCCUCCUCUUCCCUGCCCGAGCUGCCGCCCAAUUACCUCAAGGCCCUCGAGCUGAUUGAUGAGGCCCACAAGCAAGACCCUAGGACUUCGACCGUCACGGCCGAUGCCGACCCGGUCCCGUAUGAGCUUCAUUAUGCCCGCAAAAUGACGCGCUGGCUCGCGGUGCGAUGUCCGACGGCACCGCCCGUCCUGCAGCUGGCUUGCAGGGCCCAGCACUUCAGGAGAUGGGAGAUCCCCCGCAACACCUACCCCAUGACGCGCCCCGGCUACCUCACCUGGCGGGCCAAACUCAAGUCCCAGGCGGCUGCGCAGGUGGCAGAGUUGCUGUCGUCGUCUGCUGAAAUCCAGCCGCCUCUGCCACAGGAGGAUGUCGACCGCGUUGCAGCCUUGAUUCGCAAGGAGAACCUGAGCAAGGAUGAGGAGACGCAGGUGCUCGAGGACGUUGCUUGCCUGGUGUUCCUCGACGACCAGUUCGACGACUUCGAGAGCAAGGAGGAGAUUGACGAGGCCAAGAUCAUAAGCAUUUUGCAAAAGACUUGGGCCAAAAUGAGCGAGCCUGGUCGCCAGAUAGCAUUGAAGAUGAACCACAGCGAGAGGGCUCUGGGUCUUAUCGGCAAGGCUUUGGCGGGGUAA
Molecule: messenger RNA, 645 nt
Organism: Colletotrichum truncatum
Lineage: Eukaryota; Fungi; Ascomycota; Sordariomycetes; Glomerellales; Glomerellaceae
Product: glutamyl-tRNA synthetase
Source: RefSeq, a predicted model, not a curated record